Messenger RNA from Protopolystoma xenopodis, 783 nucleotides. The record is from the annotation of a GenBank genome assembly. Lineage: Eukaryota; Metazoa; Platyhelminthes; Monogenea; Polystomatidea; Polystomatidae.
AUGUUGCUACGAAUCGCGAGACUCACUGACGAUGCUGACUACUAUGCUGGUGAAACGUCUGGGAAUGUACCACGUCCACGGUCCUACUCUGGAAAUUAUGAUGCAUACAAUAGACUCCGGACUAGCUUGAAUUUAGUUGUCAUGAUGAUAACUUGCUCUUAUGAUGUUCGUCAUAUGACGGACGAAAGCUUAACACUUUUUCACCAGAAUCGAAGGAUAUUACCUCGGAAACAGCGUCACCAUGAAUAUUCCAGUAAGGCCAAUCGACAGCUGAUCAAGAGGAAUCCGCCUUUGUCUUCUGGUGGAAUCGACCUUCGAAUCUCUUCACCCGACACUCUCACUCGAAGUGGAAAUCCUGGUCUCGUUCUCGCUCACCAACCAACUCCUUAUCUCGAUCCCGUUCACGUCAUCCUCUUGAUCGAGAGGCUCGCUCGCGUUCUCGUUCUCGAUCUCAUACUCUUUCCUCUUUACCCCGAACUCGAUCAUUUGUCAGCUCUGCCUCUUCAAGGUCCCGUUCACCUCGUCCCAUUUCGACUAUCCCAUUUCGUGAUCGGGACCGCGAACUGCAACCCAUUCAUGCUUCAUAUUCAAGCAGCAGUCCAUCUAGAGCUAGGCUCCCACCUACCAGCUCUAACCAGGCUGGUGACAGGAGUCGGAGGCGAGCGCCAUCACACUAUUCCUCUCACCACCACCAGCCGCCACCCCGUCGAGGUGAAGAUGAUCGGGACUCUCUUCCACGCCGAAGCAUUUCCCGAAGCAUGGUUGAUUCGAUACGUGGUUUAG